This is a messenger RNA of Limanda limanda (common dab), 3548 nucleotides long. Its product is annotated as mitochondrial glycine transporter B-like. The coding region runs from base 445 to 1392 and encodes 315 amino acids. NCBI's taxonomy places the organism in Eukaryota, Metazoa, Chordata, Actinopteri, Pleuronectiformes, Pleuronectidae. The transcript has 9 exons. Gene Ontology annotation, biological process: glycine import into mitochondrion. Gene Ontology annotation, cellular component: mitochondrion; mitochondrial inner membrane. Gene Ontology annotation, molecular function: glycine transmembrane transporter activity. The record is from RefSeq and is a predicted model, not a curated record.
UUUGCUAGCCAGAUGCUAACAGUAGCAGCAGUGGUCAGUCAGUUAUUAUUAUGAGGUCAGACUGAACCACGGUUUAAAAUCUCCGGAGAAAACCUCGAUCCCAGCAGGACACGGGUUGGGUCACGUGUUCCUGGAGAACGCAGUCAGAGUAAAGUUGUUAUUUCCCUGUCGCUAAGGUUGUUGCUAGCUAGCUAGCUGUGGGGGGGAGCUCUGCGUCCAGCCUGACAGGAGAAGUGUUUCCUGGAGGCAGACUGGAAGGACACAUCUGCAGGUUGUCCCACUGGAUAUAUAACAUGGUGUUCAUGGAGCCAGCGGGAGAGCUCAUCUCCUCCAUCACUUCUUAGCACACUUCCAAGUCCGUGACGUUGGCUAAAAUCAACCAGCUUCAAAACGGCAGCAGCAGAGGAGAACCUGGACUCUUCCAGGUCGACAGCCGGCUCGAAGAUGGAGUUAACCGCGCAGCCUCACACAGAGAGGGAGUUGAAAGAGGGCAAAAUGCAGGAAAAACCGGAUUCUCCGAGCCGCGCCACAAGCAUCCUAGGGAAGGCUCACCCGGCUCUCAAAGCCUUUAUGUGUGGCUCGCUCAGUGGCACCUGCUCAACGCUGCUCUUUCAGCCUUUGGAUCUGGUGAAGACACGUCUCCAGACUCUGCAGAACAAUGCCAAGCCGGGGGCUCCAAAGGUGGGGAUGUUUAGUGUUUCCAUCAAUAUUAUUAGGACGGAGAAUUUCUUCAGUCUGUGGAAGGGGGUUUCACCAUCAUUUGUGCGCUGCAUCCCGGGGGUCGGCAUUUAUUUUAGCACCUUCUACUCCCUGAAGCAGCACUUCUUCUUGGACCACGCACCCAACGCUGGUGAGGCUGUUCUUCUCGGCGCAGGCGCCAGAGCUGUGGCCGGCGUCAGCAUGCUGCCAUUCACUGUCAUCAAGACACGCUUUGAGAGUGGCCGCUACAACUAUGUGAGUGUGGUCAUGGCUCUGAGGACUGUGUAUAAAACCGAGGGAUUCAGGACUCUGUUCUCGGGGCUGACGGCCACGCUGCUCCGAGACGCUCCAUUCUCUGGCAUUUACGUCAUGUUCUACAGCCAGGCCAAGAAGUCGCUGCCGCAAGAGGUUUCAUCGUCGCCCUAUGCUCCGCUGGCGAACUUCAGCUGUGGAGUAGUGGCAGGUGUCAUGGCGUCGCUGGUCACACAGCCUGCAGAUGUGGUGAAGACCCACAUUCAAGUUAGCACAUCUCACUGGAGCACGGCAGAUGCUAUUCGCUACAUCUACAAGGAGCACGGCAUGGCUGGUUUCUUUCGUGGAGCCGUGCCCAGGUCUCUGCGGCGCACUCUGAUGGCUGCUAUGGCUUGGACUGUCUAUGAGCAGUUGAUGGCUCAGAUGGGUCUCAAGUCCUGAAGACCAACGGUACUGAGACCAAAAAAACAAGAUUGAAUAUAAGUGGAUCACUAUUUCUAUUGUCUCUAUGAAGGACAUGUGCAAGAGGAAAAGGUGGCCGAGCUAAAAGGAUUUAAGCAGAGGAACCAGGUGGAUAAAGGUCUGAAAAAAGAGUGCAAGUGCCAUGUGUGUGGGCGUGUAUGUAUGUAUGUAUGUAUGAGUGUCUGUGUGUGUUAUUUAAAUGUGAAAAUGUGCCUGUUGGUGUGUGUACGUUUGUAAUAUUGCAAUAAUACACCUGACACACGCUUACAUCAGUCUUGGACCGAAGUGACACUCCCUGCUGUAAAGUGAACUUAUUCCUCAUCUUACUAUUUAUGCCUGGACACCCUGAGGACCACCCACCACUCGAGAUGCCCUUGGCAGAGGGCCUGUAUUCCUGCUCGACAACAAAGUUGCUUUGGACAAGGUGUUUGAAGAAACUUCCAACACAAACAGGGCAUUCAGCAGUCUGGUGCACGGUGCCUCUGUGGAGGUAACCAAAACAAAGCACUGCAGAGAAAGAGAUGACCUCUUGUUUCUGCCAUAUUUAUGAAACUUAAGAUUUAGCAAUGUUUCUCAUUUGCUAAUAGAUCUUAAUUGACAAGUGGAUUUAAGGGGGAAAUGUGUUUGUUCAAGGCUCAGACAAUCACAAGUUCUAAUACAGUUAGAAUUUGCUAAGCAAAUCUGCAUUGACUUCAACAAUCACAAUAAAGCCUUUUUUUUCUCAAAACUAUGAUAAAUUAAUUUAUAGUCACAAUUAGGGUUGCAAAAUUCCGGGAAUAUUAAAAGUUGGAAACUUUCCAUGGGAAUUAACGGGAAUUAACAUGAAUAAUUCCCGAGUUUAACUUCCCAUGGAAAGUUUCCGGAAAGUUUCUGCCCCUUUGCAACCCUAGUCACAAUCACAUCUGCAGCUGAAAUAUGUUCAUAUAUUCUAUGGUACCCUGUGGAGGUUCUGACCACUAGUAGCGCUGUGGAGCAGCUUUUUAUGAAUUCCAUUUUAUUGUUUGUAUUGUGAAGGAGCAACACUGCACUGAGUCACGCUGCCGUGUUCAAGCUAUUCUUAUAGAAAGUUUGCAGCAGUCCUAUCCAUCUUCAAAUACAGUCUAUGGUUCAAAGCCUGUUCUGUUAAAGUCAGAUUUACACUAUUUUGCUCUUGCAAAAGAAAAGAAGAUGACAACAAAGGUGUUUACAUUUUCACAAGGUUUUACUAAAGAAAUGUUGUGGGAAAUGCAUUAAACAUGUUUGUCAGACAAUUGGUAACAAAAACUGAAAGAAGUAAACUCCAGAGGUCUCCUUCCAUCGAAAAGAGUUUAUUUUUGCUCUUUUAUAAGUUCAAUUAUUUUCUAAAAAUUUCAGAUGUUGAAGUCAGUUACCUCCUGUGCAUAUAUCCGGGACAUUACACUUGCAAGUGAAGCAUUGCUUAAUCCUUUUGCUAAUGGUUUUAUAAAAAUGACACAGUCGUAUCCAUAUAGUGUUGAAGAGACAUGAAUCCUGUCACCUUCUUCCUUCUUUCUGGCUUCUUUCUAAAUAUUUGACUACAAACAGAAUUACUGGUUGUAGAGAACCAAGGCCAUGUUUCUAAUGUUGAUUGUUCGGUGUAUGAUUUCUUUGAUGUUUAUUAGUGUUGAUAUGAACUAAAGAUAGGUUAUAUAUUGCAAAUAUAAAAGUUUAUAGAGACAAUACCAAAUGGUGGAUAUUUCAUUGUGUGAACAAAAUGGAGGCACCCAACAUGGGAACGCACUGUGAUAUAAAAGGUAAACUUGUGAAGGAAAAAAAAAAACAAUAUUGGAAAAGUCUAAUGGCAUUAACAGGCGCAGUAUAUUCAGACUGUAUCGUUGCUUGUCUCAAGAACAGAUGUGAGGCGAUGCAGUUUUUAAUUUAUUUUUAUGUGAAAGUUAAUGCAGUGUGAUAGGACCGUUUUCUUAAUUCCUGUGUAUCUAAUGCUCUACAUGUGCCAUACUUCUCACAUUAAUGUUUUACCUUGUGGAUUAUCCUCAUCAUUGCACCACUCCUCAUUAUCGCCUUUUUCUUGUGACAAUGUCGCACAUGGUUAUUGUGAUUGUAGAUACUUGGAUAUUUGUUUCCUAUGACUGUUUCUGAGCCUGCCUGGAUUCAAUAAAUUUGAACCUUGUUUUUCA